This is a messenger RNA of Rubroshorea leprosula, 3111 nucleotides long. The record is from the annotation of a GenBank genome assembly. NCBI's taxonomy places the organism in Eukaryota, Viridiplantae, Streptophyta, Magnoliopsida, Malvales, Dipterocarpaceae.
ACCGUACCUGCAAAAAAGCCAAAAGUCCCAUUCUCCUUCCUGCUUUUUGCUGGCGAAUCUUUGAUCUUUCACUUUCGAAUCUUCGCGUUUAGUGCUGAAAGAGGUGGAAAUCGACGAACAAUGGAGUCUUCGAACAUCGUAGAAGUCGAUGCCGACCCAGAUCUCAGUGGGGACGAGAGAGAUAAUAAGUCAGCCAACACUGCCAAAAUGUUUCUGCAUGUCGGUGGUAGGUUAGUGCAGAACGAAGGCCUUAAAUACGUUGAUGGGGAGUGCUAUGUUUGGAAUGUAGACCCAGAAAAAAUAACAGUGUGGGAGUUUUAUAGAAAGGUUGAGUUUUGUAAGUAUGAUCCUGAUAUGGUAGAUGGGAUAUGGUAUUUGCAACAUGGAAAAACCUUAGAAGAUGGCUUAGUGCGAAUUGUCAAUGAUGAUUCAGUGAGGGAGGUGCUGGAAAUUAUAAAGGUUGUCAAUGUUAUCCACGUUUAUAUACUUCAUGUCCCUGACUUUGCACAUGUAGAAGAAGAAGUGCUUCUUUUACCAGCUCCUGGUGAUGAUCAGAAGGAGGACAAUGACGAUGCAACUGACAAUGUUCAACCUAAUGUUACUGAGGAAAGUGUUGGUGCUGAUGGGGCUGCUGCUAACGUUACUGAGGAAGGUGUUGGUGUUAAAACUCAUGAUGGGGAUGCUGUAACUGAUGAUGGUGUCAGAGUUGAGUCUGAUGAUGAUGAGGAAGAUCAUAUUAUUGAUGUUCCUGAGUUAACAGACAAUGAAGAUGAAGAGACGCUGCAAGCUAGAAAGAACGUCAAGUUUUUCAACAACAUUGAGGACAGCAUUGAGAAAGACCUUGAACGACCAACAGUUGAUGUAAAGUAUUCUGAUGCACAUACUACAGGUUCUAGUGCUGGAGGACCAAGUGGACAACAUUUGGAUGAAGUUGAUGAGAUAGGGAGUGAUGAAGAAGAUAGCUAUCUCUCAACAUCUGAUGAUGAAGCGAGUGAAGCCAAACAUGGUAAAAGGAGACGAGCCACGCAUAAGGUUUACCAAGAGGCAGGAGAUGAUGAGACUCCUGACAUUAGAUUAGGAAUGAUGUUUACCAACAAGCAACAAUUUAGGGAUGCUAAGAACAAGCGAUGCAGCUCAACAGUAGCUGCAAAGCACUUGGUGAGGCACAGAGGGUUUACUGCCUUGUACAUGAGGAGAACUGACAUUUAUAAUGUCAUUAGGAAAGAGUUUAGUGUUGAGUUAUCUGACCAUCAAUUGAAAAAGGUGAAGGAAAAGAUUGGGAAGGCAUUUGAGGGUGAUUGCAAGAUGGAAUAUGCUGGCUGCAGGCGUGUUAUUGGUCUUGAUGGUGCCUUCCUUAAAGGAGCGUUCAAAGGAGUAUUGUUGGUUGCUAUUUCUAGGGAUGCAAACAACCAGAUGUAUCCACUUGCAUGGGCAGCCGUGGAAGGUGAAACCACAGAGACAUGGAUCUGGUUCCUUGAGGAGCUGCAAAAAGACAUGGUGAUUGGAUCAGGGAGUAAUUUCACAUUCAUUUCUGACCAACAGAAGGGCUUGAUACAUGCAAUUGAGGAUCUAUUUCCAGAUGCUGAGCAUAGAACAUGUGCUAGACACAAAUAUGCCAACUUUCGAAAGAAUAAUGGAGGCAAAGAAUUGAAGGUAGCAUUCUGGAGAUGUGUUAAGGCUAACACUAAACAUGACUUCAACAGGGCAUUAACUGAGUUAGGGCGUAUUAAACCAAGUUCAGUCCCUGCCAUCAUGAGCACACACCCUAGGUUUUGGUCAAAGGCUUUCUUCAAAGAAGAUAGUAAAUGCGAUGUUGUCGAUAACAUGUGUGAGGUUUUUAAUCGUUUAAUACUGGAAGUAAGGCACAAGGUCAUAUUCUCUAUGCUGGAAGACUUACGGGCAAUGUGUGGCUGGAGGACGGUGGCUAGGAGGGAAUAUGGUAACAGGAAAUUUGUUGGGAAUUUUGGUCGCAAAAUUUGGGCAAAACUUGUUCCUGCCCGAGAAGGUAGCAAGAGAUGCACACUUUUAUGGCCUGGUGGUGACGGGUAUGAAGUUGAUGAUAAUGGGGAGGCAACUUAUAUUGUAAAUGUGGAGAGAAAGACAUGCACUUGCAGAGUUUGGAAUAUGACUGGAAUACCAUGUAGGCAUGCAGUUACUGUGAUCAACCAUAAACAAGAGAAUGAUGAGGACUAUGUAGCACACUGGUACAGCAAGCACAUGUUCAUGGCAAGUUAUGAAUAUGAAGUCCCAGUCAUAGAAGGAAUUAACCAAUGGAAGGAAACUAAAAUGCCACCUAUGCAACCACCAAAUCCAAGAAAGAUGCCUGGCAGGCCAAAGAAGAAACGACAGCAAGAAGAAUGGGAGGGGAAAACAUCUGUUGGUAGAAAAGGGAGGUUGAUGACCUGUCAAAAAUGCUUCAAAAGGGGGCACAACUCAAGGUCAUGUAAAGGAGUUCCACCAAACAUUCAAGAACAAAAUGAGGAUCAAGCAACUCCCCAAGAAGAGCAGCCUCAAGGUGUUGAUGAAAACAUUGGAGCUAAUGUGGAAAACCCAAUGAGUCAAGUGGAGGAUCCUCUUAGUCAAGUUCUUAAUGAGACACCUACUCCAAAUAGAUUCAAGCAAACAGCAAAAAGAAAACAGGAGGUUUGUGAAGGAAGCUCAAAAAAUGCACAGCCACAGAAGAGGGCUAAAAAGGACUAUGCAACAACAACCACAGGCCCCUCCCAACCACAGGCCCCUCCCAAUCACAAGCAGCAACUACUUCAGUCGCCAAAGAUAAAGGGAAACAACCAAAGAAGCCACGACAGCCAAAGAAGAAACCCUGAAUGGCUGCAAAUGCAUCAAAGUGAGAUUGAUGAAGAUUGAUUUUUUGGUAUUUUGUUAGGUUGAAUGUACUGGGGUGAGCAUAUUUUGUGUGGGGUUGUCUUUUGUGUAUAACAAUUAUGGUUGGUUGGUAAAUGUAGUUAUUGGUCUAAUGUGCAGUCCAUUAUUGUAUUUUUUGCUUAGGUUUUAUUUGCAAAAUUUGCUUAGGUUUGUAUGUAUGAAACUGCAUUCAUGCAAUUGUUGUAAACACUGCAUGUUGGAAUGGUAUGCACUUUGUAUAAGUGCUUA